This is a messenger RNA of Branchiostoma belcheri (Belcher's lancelet), 2007 nucleotides long. RefSeq lists its product as uncharacterized. Gene Ontology annotation, cellular component: extracellular region. The transcript is spliced from 7 exons. Bases 125 to 898 code for a protein of 257 amino acids. The record is from RefSeq and is a predicted model, not a curated record. Gene Ontology annotation, biological process: respiratory gaseous exchange by respiratory system. NCBI's taxonomy places the organism in Eukaryota, Metazoa, Chordata, Leptocardii, Amphioxiformes, Branchiostomatidae.
AGAGAAGACAGACCGACCAACCAACCAACCGACAGACCGACCGAUCGUGACCGACCGACCGACUGACCAACGAAGCUGAGCUCACCUCUGCAAUUCAGAAGACCCUUCCAAGGACGACAGAAAAAUGAGCUACACCGGAGACAAGAAGCCCCUUCCCCCAUAUGCGGGACCCCCUGCAGAUCCCGAGGCUGACUUCAAGGACCUUACCGCUCACCAAAAGAAAGUGAGGAAUGGACUUGUAGUGGGGGCCGUGUCUCUCGUCCUGCUGGUGAUCGGAGCCACCCUGCUGGGCGUGUAUCUGUCCAGGGACGCCAACAACAUACUCACGACCAACCGUAAGCUGAAGUACGAGGGAAAGGUCAUCGAAGAGAAGAUAGAGGUGGAUGUCAACUUGAAGACUGAGACUUUCUACACCAAGAGUGAGGACAGAGAGACUGCCAUCAUGUAUGACACCAAAAAUGAACUGGCUGCAUACAAGUUUUCCGGCCUCCACAUUUGUUUCAUCGUCGAGGACAACACGUACAGUGAAGAGGCUGCCGAGCAACUGGCAAAUGAUGUGAAGAACGAAGAUGAAGAGGACCGAGUAGAGGAGGCAGAGUCCGGCGGGGGACUGAACCUCACCCUGGAUGAAAGUCGCGGAAAGGUCGACAAGUCAAUCCUGAGCGAGAACAUGCGCGACUUCUGCAAGAGCCAUGAAGUCUACUGGGCCAACAUUCGCCAAGUUCCCUCGGCAUCGGACAGCGCGCCCGCAGCUGCUGAUGACGGUGCAAAGAGGCGUAAGAAGCGACGCAGCUGCUACCACUACAGAUGUGAUUGUGUUUACUAUUGGUGGUGGCAUCGCUGCUUCUACUCCUGCCGCUACUACCCGUGCCGUUCGUAUCCAUGGUGGGGCAAGUAAAGUCAUUUAACCCAGGACGUAACUAGCCUCUACCAGGAGUUAAGAGUAGCUAGAGACUUGCGACCAACAAAGCGUGAUAUCUUGAAAUAUCAAGAUAUCAAGCCGGGGGAGUUGGUUUCGGGUGCGGCAAACUGUACUCUCUUGCGGACCAGCUCCCCUGGAAUGUUAUGUCUCUGUUUAGCCAGCCAAUUUCUACUCUUUCCAGCGGUAUCCUGAAGCCUGGUAGAGGCUAGGAUGUAACAUUUACUUUCUUGUUAGAAUAACGGUUACGAUUUAACUAUUCGAAAUCUUACUGUGGUCAUGGGAUAAUGCAAUGGAUUGUAGUCAUAGAAAAACAGAAAAGCCACAUUUUGCUAUACUGUCUGUGACUUCAGUAGUGUCUGUUUUAGAUGUCAGGUGAAAGAAGAACUUUCAACAGCUACUAAACAUAGUACAUAAAGAAAAGGGUAUGAAAAUUAACAUCCUAAUAACUGAACAUCAAGAAAUAAAUUAGAUACUGUGUACAUCAAGUAGGGCUAGCUUCGGCAUUUUUUGGUAAUCACUAAACAGUCUUUUAUAUAUUCACCUAUUUCUGCAUUGUAAGAGUUGCUAAAGUAUAACUUUCAGAAAAUUUUCUUCCUUUUUUCGCAAGAGGCUAGAUAUCGCUAUCCACUAUAUUUGUAUGGCAGUCGGCACAGAAAUGCUAUACUAUUUGAUAGUUAUGUCCAUGUAAAAUUUUACUUUCGUUGUUAUUUUUAACUUUACGUUAUCAGAUAGAGCAACUUAAAGUAUUCUAUCAGGUGUGACCAAACAUUCCCAGUUUUUGUUAAUAAUCUUAUAUUUUGUCAUUAGACUUCGGCGAAGAGUACGCAAGAGAUGAAAAAGCUUCUUGUUGUGGGAAAACACUUGUAUAUGUCAUAGAUAAUUGUUAUUGUUUUCAUGUGUACAAGUGUAUAAUCUAAGUUGUAGACGCUUUGUUCAAGCUAUUGAUUAGAUUCAUUCACGUACAGCAUUUUUUAAAACUGGAAGCAUAAAAGGAUAAGAUUACAUGUACUUGGUGAAAAAGGUUCAAGUUUUCAAGUUUGGGGAUGUCUCCUUCAAUAAAAAUGGUGAAGGAUUACGAAACGAGA